UUCAAUUUUCCUACGAAUAUGAUACCUCCUGUAUCGACUCAGAUUCAAAUAUCGAUUGAUUCCACCGAUUAUACAUUUAACGGACCUAAUCCGGAACUAGCAGCAUUUCCGCAAUGUCCAACUACAAGUUCAUUUUCUAUAUCGCAACCUGUUACCCAAAGUCAACAAUUGUCUACUUCAUCAUCUAUUCCUCUAGAAUGCGCGUUUAAUUUUGAUUCGUCACCAGGAGAUCAUACAGCUGAACCUGGUUCAAUCCAGUCCGAAGGAUUUAAUUUUAAUCCCAAUACUAGACCAUCGUUCCGUUUUAGUGUUUAUGAAUUUAAGUAUCUACAAAAUAUAAAAUUAUUUUACACAUUAAUAGCAGGAUCUUUUUUCCAUAAAAAAAUGUGUUGCCAUGUGUUGUUUUAGUGCACCUACUCAAGUACAACGAGAUACUGCGUCUACUCGAGUACAACGAAAUACUGCGUCUACUCUAGUACAACAAAAUACUGCCACCAUCAAUUACCGCCCAAUGAUCAGUCCCACUCGAUUACUCAAUCCACGAAAGAUCAGGAAAGCUUUUAGAAGAUUAAAAUAGGAGUCAAGUAACGGCAUUCUUUUUAUACAGUUGCUCAUGAAGGUAUUCAUAUUCUUGCAGAAGACACCUUUUAUGAAUAUACUAUAUGUCUUGAAAGAAACAUUUUGAAAUGUCAUUAGUAUUGUAACAAAAUCCGAUUGUCAUAGCUAUAUUGGUAAAGUUUUUAGCAAAUCUGAAAAUAUACAUAGAUAUUACAAAACACCUAACACAAGUAUGCAGAUAUUUUGUAGAAAUCAAUAAAGUAUUUAAACAGUCAUUUAACAUUUCAUCAAACAUUUUCCAUAUGUAUGAAAUAAGCCUAAAUAUUUACUGGAACCACUUUUGAGAUUUUUUCUAGGCAUACCAAGGAGGCUAUUAAUGCUGUGUGCUAAUCUUUAUUAAAUAUAUGUUUGUAAAUAACUUUUAUGUAUAUUUUCAGAUUGGUUUUUGGCUUUUCUAUCAUAAAAAUAGUAGUUGCAAAAUACUUUUAUGAGCCAUUGUAUCUAUUUCAUACAAUCGUGAGAAAACAAGUCGAAGACGCUUCGUUUUCGAAGAAAAAAGAAAAAAGAAAAAAGAAACGAUUUUGAACAUUUUCUCGAUGCUGCUAUACGCACAUACUCUUUAUGAUAUAUCAAUUCUUGGAUCAAUAACGAACUUUCAUUAUUGAUGAGCUGCUGCUAGUGGAUGAGGAAACUUAAUAAAAUAUCGAAUGUCUGCAAUUUAUUGAGAAUAACGAGUUUAUGUGGGUAACAGAUAUAUCCUUUCAUUAAGCAUAGGUCUUAUAUAACUCGUUUAUAGUUGAGAAGGAAAAUACUAAUCAGUACUAAUUAAAUUCAUGAAUUAAUAACUUUUUUUUUGUAACGAAAGAAAUGUUGCGAUGCAUAAUGUACAAUGUAUUGAAUUUGCUUCAUACAUUUAAUUGAUUCUGAACAAUUAUCUUUGCUUCAUUAUUUUUGAAUAAAUUCAGUAUUUACAACUUAAUAAUUGUAAUAAAAUUAUAUCAUUCAGAUAAUAAGAAAACGCGUAAUAAUAAUUAUUACGAUGCAA
Bombus pascuorum is the source of this 1603-nucleotide messenger RNA. RefSeq lists its product as uncharacterized. The transcript has 2 exons. The record is from RefSeq and is a predicted model, not a curated record. Lineage: Eukaryota; Metazoa; Arthropoda; Insecta; Hymenoptera; Apidae. Bases 19 to 408 code for a protein of 129 amino acids.